This is a messenger RNA of Girardinichthys multiradiatus, 1324 nucleotides long. It is a transcript of the gene marc1, whose product is annotated as mitochondrial amidoxime reducing component 1. Gene Ontology annotation, molecular function: nitrate reductase activity; molybdenum ion binding; molybdopterin cofactor binding. NCBI's taxonomy places the organism in Eukaryota, Metazoa, Chordata, Actinopteri, Cyprinodontiformes, Goodeidae. Gene Ontology annotation, biological process: nitrate metabolic process. Gene Ontology annotation, cellular component: mitochondrial inner membrane. The coding region runs from base 62 to 1048 and encodes 328 amino acids. The record is from RefSeq and is a predicted model, not a curated record. The transcript has 7 exons.
GAGACGCUGCUGUCUCUUUAAUAAAAAGUUCAACGUCCAACAAAGUCUGCGAGGUUCCAAAAUGGAUUUGAAAGAGCUGGCUGCUAACGCGUUGGCCCAGAAUAAGAAAGCGGCUCUUCUUUUCGGCGCAGCCGGAGCUGCACUUCUGGGAUUUGGACUCGGAUAUAAAUACAUGCGAAAGCCAGAAAAAGCCGUUCGUGUGGGCGUAGUGUCGCAGAUCGUCAUUCACCCUCUCAAAUCGGGCAAAGCGGUGCCUGUGAGUUUUGCAGAAUGCCAGAAAAUGGGGCUGAAGUCUGGAGAGCUGGAGGAUCGACACUGGCUGGUGGUGACAGAGGAAGGCAACAUGGUGACGGGCAGACAGGAGCCCCGUCUGGUCCUGGUGUCUUUGUCCUGCAGGGGGGGUCAUGCUUAUUUGAAUGGACCAGACAUGGAGGAGCUGAAGUUCCCAGUUAAACAGCCUGAUAACCCCAUCCUCAACUGCAGAGUGUUUAGCAAGGACAUUCAGGGCAGAGACUGCGGUGACAAAGCAUCUCAUUGGCUCACCAGUUACUUUGGGGACGAGAAAACCUUUCGCUUGGUGCAUUUUGAGCCUGACAUGAAGCCAAGGAGGCCAGCUGAGAGUGAGCCUCUUUUCCCUAAGUUUGAGGUGGCGUACCCAGAUUAUGGACCAGUGAUGCUGCUGUCUGAGGCAUCUGUUAAGGAUCUCAGCAGCAAAUUGGAUCAGGAGGUCACCACAGAGCGCUUCCGUCCGAGCAUUGUGAUAGGCGACUGUGAACCUUUUGAUGAGGAUUCUUGGGAAGAGAUCCAGAUUGGCAGCGUGAGGCUGCAGCGUGUAAUGUCAUGUGGAAGGUGCAUUAUGACCACAGUUGACCCCGAGACGGGUAUGAUGAGCAGAAAAGAGCCGCUGGAAACACUGAAAAGCUAUCGACUGUGCAAACCAUCAGAGAAACACCUCUACAAAAUGGCUCCGUUGUUCGGACAGCUGCACACUGUCAAGAAGACGGGCAUCCUGCACGUUGGCGACGAGGUCUACAAGAUCACCCGUUAAAUUUAGAAACAUUAUGACAGGAUUCAGAGAGCAGGAGAAGUGUUUGAUAUUGGCACACAUGGCAAAUCACAGCGUUUAGUACAUAAAGUGCUGAAAGAAUGUAGAAUUUAAAUAAAAUUGUAUAGAACAAAGAUACUAUUUUCAGUGUUAAUCGUUGAUAAGAUCAUGAAGAAGCUGUAAUUAUGUCUUUUUGCUGUAGUCAAUUUAGUGUUCAUCAGCCGAGUUGCAUUUAUAUCUCAGUCACUAUUGAAACAUGAAUAAAAAGCAUUCCUAACA